CAAACUGAAUGCUUCCUCUGUACUCUCUGUGUGACCUAUUGGAUGGAAGUACAUGUGCGGCGCGCUGUUGAUGAACAGAAAUGGAGAAAUUCGCGACCUGCGCCGAGCUUCUUGGAAACAUCUGCAAGUUGAUGGUACCCGCCACAAAUUGCUGAGUUCGUGCUGAAUUUUAGAGACAGUCUAACUCAGCGAGCUGUGUUUGCUGGCUUCGCCUUAACAAGCGAGUCUGCGACAGAGUCUAAUUGAGACUGUAAGACGAGAACAGGAAAGCAGUCGAGGUUUUCUUCUCGUGAACUUGGGAGUUCAAGACAACUCGUCCAAACACGGCAAAGCUGAACCCCUCUGAGGUCUAUUCUACUUUCAUUCAUUUAGUUUUAACAAACCGGAAGAAUCUGAUGACGCCGAAAAUCGUGUGGUUCUUUGUCGCCUCGCUGGGAGCAUCCUGUCGUGGCAUUGAGUCGGCCUGGGGUGGUUCAACCAUGACGAAUCCCACUCUUCUGCUGGACGUGGACACGGGCGUAGACGAUGCUCUGGCUAUCGGUCUCGCCUUAGGCUCUGGUGCGGACGUGGCAGCCAUUACUACGGUGGCUGGCAACACCAGAGUGGACUCUGCGCAAGACAACACGCUGCGUGUGCUUCGGGUCUUCGGCAGGACGGACAUUCCCGUCUACCGAGGAGCCGACCGACCUCUUGACGGCGAUUGGAAACAAGAGGAGCACUACUUCGGCCAUGAUAGUUUCGGCGAAGUGUCCGCGCACUACGACGUCGGGGUGAACGCCGCGGCGACCGCUGGAGGCAACGGCACGCCGGCAGCCUUGAAGAUCAUCGAGCUCGCGCGGGCUAGACCCGGACAGCUCACCCUGGUGCUGCUCGGUCCACUGACUAACGUGGCCAUCGCUCUCCUGGUGGACCCGCACUUCACCGGAAGUCUGCGAGAGAUGUUCAUCUUGGGUGGCAACAGACAAGGCAGAGGUAACGUUGUGCCGGGUUCGGAGUUCAAUUUCCACACUGACCCUGAAGCUGCGCACAUUGUCCUCCAGAGGGCACAGUGCCCGGUCACCAUCGUGCCGUGGGAAACAUGCCUUCUCUCUAUGCUUCCAUGGGCUGACUUCCAGAACGUGAUCCUCAAGAACAGCUCGAGAGCGCAGUUCCUGGCCGACGUGACGCGUCACACGCGCCGGUGUUGCGCAGCCGGCACACAAGGCUUCAACGUAGGCGACGCGCUCGCCGUGCUGGCGGCGUUGUCACCGGCAUCUGUGCUCGACUCCGUCGAUAGCCGCGUGGCUGUCGAACUGUCCGGGCACUAUACUCGCGGUCAGCUUGUGCAGGCCUGGUCGCCCAGGAUGCUGCCGCAGGUGCAGCGCACAGUGAAGCUGGUCCAGGUACUAGAUAGACGACUAUUGGCACACUACAUGGUCAGGGCAUUCUCCUGACACUCACGGCGGCCAACUUCUAUGGGUUAACACAGACCUAACCUCUCUUUUAGACCAGCGAUUCAUCGCGGAGAUUGCGCGGUCACGUUGGUCUCAAAGCGACCGGUCGCCAAUAUACGCGAAUGGUUGCUUUGACCGAAAAGCGACCGUUCUGUCUAUCGCUGGUAGAUUUUACAUCGAAGCUGUAUAUAGCUACGGCAUGUCCGUUGUCCGCGAACAAAAAUAUCAUCAUCACCAAUGGCUCGAGCGUCGUCGUGUUCAUCAACAGCUCGUUGGCCCCCUCGGCGCAACCGCACGAACGCGCUCGUGCCAGUGCUCACGCGUUCGUCGUCGUCGUCUCUGAUCUGCUCGAACGUAUUUCUCCGUAUACAGCCCACGCGCGCAUGCGCGCAAUGUCAUACGUUCAAGCAGAUGAAGUUGCGGUCUCACUUUAGCUCCACCUUCGCCAUGAGAUGGGCGCGAGUAGUUCGUACGCCCUAGGGAGCCUAAAUGCAGCGCUGAGCGUUGCAUGUAUACGCUCCCUAGUACGGCCGAAGAACAGCGAUUUUACGAGGAAUGACGUCGAG
Messenger RNA from Dermacentor silvarum, 1999 nucleotides. RefSeq lists its product as uncharacterized. The transcript is spliced from 4 exons. Gene Ontology annotation, molecular function: hydrolase activity, hydrolyzing N-glycosyl compounds. The coding region runs from base 396 to 1433 and encodes 345 amino acids. The record is from RefSeq and is a predicted model, not a curated record. NCBI's taxonomy places the organism in Eukaryota, Metazoa, Arthropoda, Arachnida, Ixodida, Ixodidae.